Messenger RNA from Solanum stenotomum, 1131 nucleotides. Its product is annotated as receptor-like protein 9DC3. The coding region runs from base 1 to 1131 and encodes 376 amino acids. The record is from RefSeq and is a predicted model, not a curated record. The transcript is spliced from 5 exons. NCBI's taxonomy places the organism in Eukaryota, Viridiplantae, Streptophyta, Magnoliopsida, Solanales, Solanaceae. Gene Ontology annotation, molecular function: protein binding.
AUGGAGUUAAAUCUCUAUCGUGUGAAUUUUAUUGGCAAGAUACCUGAAUCAUUUAGUCAUCUAACUUCACUACGUAGAUUGACAAUAGCUUCUUGUAAUCUCUCAGGCUCUAUUCCUAAACCUCUAUGGAAUCUCACCAGCAUUGAGAAGUUGGACCUUGGUUAUAACCAUCUUGGAAAAAACAACUUUGAUAGCCAGCUUGAGUUUUUAUCCUUUAACAGAAGCUGGGCGCAACUUAAAUUGCUAGAUUUUUCAUCCAAUUCCCUAACAGGUCCAAUUCCUCUAAUAUUUGAACGUCAUAUCCCAAGCAUUAUUGGAGAUCUCGUUGGGCUUCGUACGUUGAACUUAUCUCAUAAUCAUUUGGAAGGUCACAUACCAGCAUCGCUGCACCAAUUAUCUGUACUUGAAUCAUUGGAUCUCUCAUCAAACAAAAUCAGCAGAGAAAUUCUACAACAACUUGCAUCCCUCACAUUUCUUGUAGUCUUAAAUCUCUCUCACAAUCAUCUUGUUGGAUGCAUCCCCAAAGGAAAACAAUUUGAUACGUUUGAGAAUAGUUCAUACCAAGGAAAUGAUGGGUUACGUGGACUGCCACUCUCAAAAGAUUGUGGCGGUGAUGAAGGGGUACCACAAGCAACAACUACAUAUGGGCUAGAUCAAGAAGAAGAAGAUGGAGAUUCAACAAUUAUAAAUUGGCAGGCGGUUCUAAUGGGUUACGGUUCAAUUACUUCGAAUGUAAGUGGUAUGCAAAACCUACAUUCACUCUUCUUGUCAUCAAACCAUUUGAAUGGGACUAUACCAUCAUGGAUAUUCUCCCUCCCUUCACUAAGUUAUUUAGACUUGAGUGAUAACCAUUUCAGUGGAAACAUUGGGCUAGAUCAAGAAGAUGGGUUACGUGGAUUGCCACUCUCAAAAGAUUGUGGCGGUGAUGAAGGGGUACCACAAGCAACAACUACAUAUGGGCUAGAUCAAGAAGAAGAAGAAGGAGAUUCAACAAUUAUAAAUUGGAUUCAAGUCCACUGCAUUGUUGGGAUCAGAAUAGAAGCUUUUAAUUUCAUACAUAAAUGCUUGAGAGUUGCACAUAACGCCCAGAAUGAUUCUGUUACAACUCAAGCAAUAGUUGUGUUUGCUUAA